Anoplophora glabripennis (Asian longhorned beetle) is the source of this 1660-nucleotide messenger RNA. RefSeq names its product stress-activated map kinase-interacting protein 1 (gene Sin1). Gene Ontology annotation, molecular function: phosphatidylinositol-4,5-bisphosphate binding. Gene Ontology annotation, cellular component: cytoplasm; plasma membrane; TORC2 complex. The record is from RefSeq and is a predicted model, not a curated record. The transcript is spliced from 4 exons. NCBI's taxonomy places the organism in Eukaryota, Metazoa, Arthropoda, Insecta, Coleoptera, Cerambycidae. Gene Ontology annotation, biological process: TORC2 signaling. The coding region runs from base 23 to 1438 and encodes 471 amino acids.
UGGCGAGAAAUAAGAAAUUCUAAUGGCGUUGUAUGACAACAAGUUUUGGCUUUUAUCUCAUAUAAGGAACUCUUUUAUAUCUACGGAUGACACAGGUAUGUGUGAGUUGAUUAUGGUAAAUGAAAACAAAGAGGUAAAACAACACUUCGCCAACAUAGAAUCCUAUCCCGAACCUGAAGAUAGUGAGGACGAUGAAGACGAUUUUGAAUCGUACGACCUACAAAUGGACAUGGAUUUUGGUAUACGAGAGAGGUCCAACACAGCGGCACAGUUAGAAAAGCUUGAUUUAGCGAGAAAAAAGGCUGCAAAAAUGAAACAUAUAAAGUGGGAAACUAGCAAGGAGUCUCCAGAUAUAGAUGACUUAUUCGUAAAAAAAGAUGUAUCCGCAUUGGCUAAAAAGCCGAAGCAGAAAUCCAUGUUAUCUGUCCUAAUGGAAAACUUUUCUCAUUUGCCUAUGAAUCCCUAUAUAAGUUACUCGAAGUUCGACGGUUGCGGACAGGUUAAUAUACCCACAAGAAAAUAUAAGAUAUAUCUGACCAUGUUACCCCAGCAGCAAAGGAAUUACCCUAUAAAUAUUUGUUGUGUAGCCACGGCUAAGAUUCAAGAUCUGAUUGGACUGAUACUUUUAAAAUUCAGCACUAACCAUGGAGACUCUAAUAUCGUACUGAAGCCAGUAACCAACUAUGGUCUAUACAUAUGUGAAGAAGAUGGAGAAGUUGACGGAGACUUCCCUUGUUUAGAUCCCAAAGAGAGUGUCGCGAAAUUCGGUUUUACUUGCUUAGGUCUCGUCGAACACAAAGAAAAUUUAAAGUCGGUUAGUUUUCCAGAAGAGGGUCAAAAUUUGGUCCCCGAAGAUAAGCUUGGCAGGGCGAGAACGAUUUCUGAAAAAUCCAAAGCUGACGAGAACCGCCAGAAGAACGAUAUGUUGGCCAUGGAUGAGCAUAACAAACGCAUGGAAGCGCCUUUAUACCAGUCAUACAGGGUGUUUAUGGUCAAUAAGGUGAGGCCGAAAGUGGAGGUUAAUCUGGGUAUUAGCGGUGAAAGGGUAGAGAUAGAUCCCGUCCAGCAAAAAAGCUCGAAACUGAUGCCGUUUAAACAGAAGGCGGUUAGCCAUCACAUGGACACCAUAGCUUGGUGCCAGAUAACGGAUAUUAAGAGCAGUCGAAGUACUUUUAAGAUAGUGUAUAACUCGAAUUUCGGUGCAAGUUAUAAUGGGGAUACAGCACUUUCUGGAAACUCGUCUAGCUUUCCGCCUACCUUAAAUAGCUCGACGAGCUUUAAAAACUAUGAUUUUGAAAGCGACAGCGGCACUGCGCAAGACAUCGUACAGAAAAUUAAGUUAAUACUGGAACUGAGGUCUAGCACAAGCAGGAAAGAAUAUAUCGCAGCCAAGGAAAAGAGGAAUUAUAAACGACGGAACUUCACCACUGCAAAAUAAAUAAUCUUGAAUAGCAAAUGUAGAUAUGCAUGUGUAUUUAUCGUUUUUAAACGUUUUUAUUUUUUAUGAAUAAAAUUAAUAAGGACUUACUGGUUUUAUUUAUAAAAAAAAAGUUCUAUGCUGACAAGUAUCACUUUUUCUCUAAAUUUAAAAUCUGAAGAUAUCAGGGACUUGCAUGAGGUCUACCUUCAAAAUGUUUCUUAUCUAUACAAAAAGUUUAUU